CGCCAGGCCGCAGGGUGGAGACGGUGCCUGAGCCGGAGCGGGCAGCCUGCAGCGGACAGUGACAGAGGCCGCAGCGUCCGUCCGUCCGUCCACCCGUCCACCCACCGCGGGGCACAGACAUGCCGGGCAUCGACAAGCUGCCGGUCGAGGAGACUCUGGAGGACAGUCCGCAGACACGUUCGCUGCUGGGAGUGUUUGAAGAAGAUGCUGCUGCAGUUUCAAGUUACACCAGCCAACUCUACAAUGCCAUGCAGAGGAUUUACAAUGCACAGAAUGAAUUGAGCACUGCCACACACCUGACUUCCAAGUUGCUCAAGGAGUACAAACAGCAGCGAUUCCCCCUCGGUGGUGAUGAUGAGGUCAUGACAUCCACCCUCCAGCAGUUUGCACAAGUGAUAGAUGAACUCAGUUCCUGCCACGCUGUGCUGUCAACUCAACUAGCUGAUGCCAUGAUGUUUCCAAUUACACAGUUCAAGGAAAAACAUUUAAAAGAAAUGUUAACUCUGAAUGAAGUUUUCGCUAUAGCUAGUCAUGAUCAUGACCUUGCUAUUAAUAAAUACAGUAGACUAUCCAAACGGAGGGAGAAUGAAAAGAUUAAAAUGGAGGUAACUGAAGAUCUGUAUACAUCCAGGAAGAAGCAACACCAGACUAUGAUGCACUACUUUAGUGCAUUGAAUAUGUUGCAGUACAAGAAAAAAAUUGCACUUCUAGAACCUCUUCUAGGCUACAUGCAAGCUCAGAUCAACUUCUUUAAGAUGGGUUCUGAGCACAUGACCCAACAAUUGGAAGAAUUUCUGGCAAAUAUCGGCACUAGUGUGCAGGGUGUCCGAAGGGAAAUGGAGACUGAGCAGGACCUCAUGCAUCAGACUAUCCAGGACCUGGAAGUAGCCAGCGACAGCUUGUACCUUCCUGACCCAGACACAAAACUAUUCAAUGUGAACAGAAAUCUAACGAGAAAAACUGGAUAUAUGAAUACAAGAAAUAAAACGAGGCUGGUGUCCUCUACCUGGGAAAGACAUUAUUACUUCACCCAAGGCGGGAACCUGAUGCGGCAAGCUCGGGGGGAUGUGGCAGGGGGCCUGGUCACCGACUUGGACAACUGCACUGUGAUGGCAGUGGACAGUGAUGACCGAAGAUACUGCUUCCAAAUCACUGCCUUUGAUGGGAAAAGAUCUGUUGUUGUACAAGCAGAGAGUAAGAAGGAGUGUGAGGAGUGGAUUUCAACAAUCAAUAACAUUUCUAAACGGAUCUACCUCAGUGAGAACCCAGAAGAGCUGGCUGCACGAGUCAACCAGACAGCUUUGGAGGCUGUUACACCCUCUCCUUCAUUCCAACAGAGGCAUGACAGCAGCAUAAAGCCGGCAGUGCACAACAGGGCUCGCCCUCCACCCACAAACAGCCCCAGCUCCCAUGGUUCAGAAUCUCCAGCCCUCUCUGCAAUUUCAUUGGAUUCGAUCGUGGCCCCAGACACACCCAUCCAGUUUGAUAUAAUAUCUCCAGUCAGUGAGGAUCUGUCCAACCUCGCCAAGACUUCAGGUUCCAGAAGAACAAAUCCAUUUGGCGAGUCUGGGGAACCAAAAACACAAGAGUCUGAAGAAUCCAUUCUCCAUCAGUUGUUCAUCGUGAGGUUCCUCGGUUCGAUGGAAGUGAAAACGGAAGAAUCAUCGGACGUCAUCUACGAAACGAUGCGCCAGAUCCUAGCCGCGCGUGCCAUACACAACAUCUUCCGCAUGACGGAAUCACACUUACUCAUCACCUGUGACAGUUUGAAGUUAAUUGACCCUCAGACUCAAGUCACACGUUUAAGAUUCCCUUUGCACAAGGUGGUUCUUUGUGCGACUCACAAAGAGAACAGGCGCUUGUAUGGGUUUGUGCUGCAUACAGGAGGCAACAGGACAGAAGGCCGCUCUCUCUCCGUCUGCUAUGUCUUUGAAUCAAACAACGAGGGAGAAAAGAUCUGUGAUCAGUGGGUGAGGCAGCAGAUUGCCCUGCAGUCGAAGGAAUAGGAUCGGCAAACCACAGACAAACAGAAGGAACUGGACCGAGUGAAGCAAAGACAACUGAAGGAGCUGGAUAAACAGAAACAAAUCGAUAAGGAUCUGGAGGAGCAGAGCCGGCUGAUUGCUGCCUCCAGUCGGCCAAACCAAGCGAGCGGCGAGGGCCAGUUUGUGGCAUUGUCAGAGGACAGUGACACUGCGGACGAUGGCAAGACGAAGAAGAAGGAAUCUGAGGCGUGAGGGUGGAAGAUGCCGUCACAGUGACUGACUGGGAGACCGCUCGACAUCACUACAAGAUAUUACAUUGUAAAGUACUUCCCUCCGUUUGAGCUGGGAGCUUCCUAAACACCAAGGCACAUACAUGUCCUAUGGUGUCUGCUCUGAAGUAAGCCUAUGUACUAUUCUGAACAGCAGAUGUUGCUAGUUAACUCCUCUCUAUAUCUUUGCCUUUACUUUGAAACCUAUAAUUAUUUUUUGACAAUGUAUUGAAUAUUUUACACAUUACAAGCUUGUGCAAUGUGUAUGCAAAGAGCUGUAACAGCUAGUUUAUUGUUGUUAGCUAGUAGAUACCUGUGAGGUAUCGUGCCUAGAAUCACAGCAUCAAGGAAGAGUCGCUGCUUUGUGUAAAUAAAACAAAAAGAAUCAUC
Molecule: messenger RNA, 2644 nt
Organism: Leucoraja erinaceus (little skate)
Lineage: Eukaryota; Metazoa; Chordata; Chondrichthyes; Rajiformes; Rajidae
Gene: appl1
Product: adaptor protein, phosphotyrosine interaction, PH domain and leucine zipper containing 1
Biological process (GO): signaling
Cellular component (GO): endosome membrane; cytoplasm
Molecular function (GO): protein binding
Source: RefSeq, a predicted model, not a curated record